AUGAAUUGUCCCUUAUCAGCAAAUUUGUUAGCAAACGGUAAAUAUUGCACUGGAACAUUGCGUACAAACCGCAAGCACUUACCAGAUGCAGUGAAAGAAGCCAAACUGGGGAAAGGGGAGACGCUUGAGCGAUAUGCUGAUGGAGUGAUGGUAGCAAAGUGGCGGGACAAGCGCACAGUAACAUACAUGUCAACUGAGUUUGAGAAUGUACUGGUCACUUCCAACAACAGACACAAUGUCGCUCCCGUGAAACCGCUACCUAUUGUCCAAUACAAUGCCCAUAUGAAGGGUGUAGAUUGGCAGAACCAAAUGUUAGCCUACUACCCUUGUGAACAUAAAAGCCUGAGGUGGUAUAAAAAGAUAUUUGUUCAUGUUAUAGAAAUGAUGUUGAUCAAUGCUUUCAAGCUGCAUCAGUUGGCCAACCCCAGGUCCAAUAAACCCCUUUACAACUUCAGACUUUAA
Messenger RNA from Homalodisca vitripennis (glassy-winged sharpshooter), 462 nucleotides. RefSeq names its product piggyBac transposable element-derived protein 2-like. The record is from RefSeq and is a predicted model, not a curated record. The transcript has a single exon. The coding region runs from base 1 to 462 and encodes 153 amino acids. Lineage: Eukaryota; Metazoa; Arthropoda; Insecta; Hemiptera; Cicadellidae.